Molecule: messenger RNA, 951 nt
Organism: Gekko japonicus
Lineage: Eukaryota; Metazoa; Chordata; Lepidosauria; Squamata; Gekkonidae
Product: olfactory receptor 10X1
Exons: 1
Coding region: 1-951 (316 amino acids)
Biological process (GO): G protein-coupled receptor signaling pathway
Cellular component (GO): membrane
Molecular function (GO): olfactory receptor activity; G protein-coupled receptor activity
Source: RefSeq, a predicted model, not a curated record
AUGAAGAAAAACCAGACAUCUGUAACAGAUUUUAUCCUGGCUGGGUUUUCCGUUUCUCCAGCUUUACAAUCAUUUUUAUUUGUGUUGUUCCUUCUCAUGUAUAUUAUCACUGUGAUUGGGAAUCUGCUGAUCAUUGUAGUCAUUCGGACUGAUAGGACCCUUCAUGUCCCCAUGUAUUUAUUCCUUUUUGUUUUAUCCUUUUCUGAGUCAUGUUACAGUUUAGUCAUCAUUCCGAAAAUGCUGGUGGACUUGCUAACCAAGAGUAAAACAAUCUCUUUUGCUGGGUGUGUUGCACAAAUGUUUUUCUUCCUUGGAUUGGGGGGCACAAACUGCUUCAUCCUUACCAUAAUGGGGUUUGACCGAUACCUCGCCAUAUGUAAGCCCCUGCACUACCCUGUCCUCAUGAACAAUCGGGUGAUUCUAUGGCUUGUAGCUUUUUCAUGGAUGGCAGGGUUUCUGAUAUCUGUUGCUGAGAUAACUCUGAUUUUCAGGUUGCCCUACUGUGGCUCCAAAACCAUCAACCACUUCUUUUGUCACAUGAGGACAGUGGUUAGGUUGGCCUGCACUGAUGAAAGUAACACUGAAGUUGUGGUCUCUGCAGUCUCAAUUUUUGGCUUGUCUAGCAGUUUCCUGUUCAUCAUAUUGACCUACGUCUUCAUCCUCUCCACUAUUUUUCAAAUGCCCUCCACUGAUGGUUGGCAGAGGGCCUUCUCCACCUGUGCCUCUCACCUCAUUGUGGUAAUUAUGCACUAUGGGUUUGCUGCAAUUGUCUACCUCAGGCCCAGUGCUUCUGACACUUUAGACAAUGACACACUGAUAUCAAUACCCUACACCAUCAUUACGCCCCUUCUCAGUCCUAUAAUAUUUACCCUGAGAAACAAGGACAUCAAAAUUGCUGUAAGGAAAGCAAUCAGCAAAAAUACAUGUUCCUCCAUAAUGUGGAAACGUUGA